GAGAUGUAUCGCUCUGGUUAUUCGUGUUGUUAGGAGAGUCGAGCGGUAGUUCGUCCGAAGUUACACCGAGACUUAUAAUGUCACAAUAAUGCUGCGCUAAAGAUGAGUCGACAGCAGGACGAGCAGGGCGUCGUGUUAACCGCGUACACCAGCAACAGCGAAGCCUUAUCGACUGUCGGCUGCAGAGAGCCGACGGAGUUCCCCGGAGCGAGCCGCAGGACCGGUCAGCACAAUGUCCAGCGGGGGAGAGCGGCCGCUGCGGCUCUGGGAUGGGGCUCAGGGAAGGCACCGUACCAGCGCUGCAGCUCCCAGGACUCUCUGGACGAGCAGGCCAUGGUGGACUACUUCACAGAGGUGGAGAUCAUCCAGCGCAGCGGAGACACAGAGACACAGGAGGACCUGCAGCUGAAGGUGGCUGAUGAGGGCGAGCAGGAGGAGGCGUGGCUGAUGGAGGCGGGGCUUGCGACACUGUUCGACCAAUCAGCUUCAGACGGCGAGGACAGCAUCGUUCUGCUGUCGACUCUGACACGAACACAAGCUGCCGCUGUGGAGAGACGCGUGGAGACGCUCAAACAGACGCUACGCAAACGCAACAAACCGUACAGUGUCCCGGAUGUUCGGGAGAUCUUUAAACCAUCACCUGCUUCACAGAGUAAAGAUGAGGCUGGAUCCACAGAAAGAAGUGGCAGCAGUAAACAGGAAGUGGAAGGACUGGUAGGUAAUGGGGCGGGGCCAGACGCUCCAGGGGGCGGAGCUGACGCAGAGACGGACAUUAACCUGGAGGUGUCGUUCUCCGAGCAAGCACUUCUCUACAGAGAAGGGUUAAAGGUUACCCAGCCCCAGAGUGAAGCUGACGACAGGUUACCCGAUUUUCGAGUGUCUCAGGAUAAGACGGGACAGACAAGAGUAGGCGAUCUGUCCUCUGAGGACAUGAAGAAGGUUCGCAGGCUUGUUCUGAUCGAGAUGAGCGCUCUGUUCGACACGUGUGGCAUCGAGGUGAAGGCUCAUAAAGCUCUCAAGGUCAAAGUGAGAGAGUCGGGUUUGUUUGGUGUUUCUCUCUCUACGCUGCUGGAACAAGACCAGCGGAGGGUCCCGGGAACCAGAGUGCCUCUCAUCCUGCAGCACCUGAUGUCUCAUAUCGAGGAGCAGGGUUUAGACACGGAGGGUGUGCUGCGGAUCCCUGGAGCUGCUACCAGAGUGAAGGCUGUGUGUCAUGAGCUGGAGCACAAGUUUUACGAGGGCACGUUCCUGUGGGAGAGUCUGAAACAGCACGACGCGGCCAGCCUCCUGAAGCUGUUCAUCAGAGAGCUGCCCUAUCCUCUGCUGACCGUCGAGUACUUCAGCGCCUUCCUCUCCGUGCUGAAGCUGCCCACUAAGAAACAGCAGCUGCAGGCUCUCAAUCUGCUGCUGCUCCUGCUGCCCGAACCCAACCGAGACACGCUCAAGGCUCUGAUGGAGUUCUUCCAGAGAGUGAUCGACCAUAAGGACAGGAAUAAGAUGACACUGAACAAUGUUGCAGUGGUGAUGGCGCCCAACAUCUUCAUGUGUAAGGGCUUCCGCAGUAAGAUCAGUGAACAGCAGGAGUUUGCUAUGGCCACGGGCACGGCUAACAUCGUCAGACUGCUCAUCCGCUACCAGAAGCUCCUCUGGACGAUUCCCAAGUUCAUCCUGAAUCAGGUGCGGAAACACAACAUGGAGAACCAGCGGAAGAUGAACCGAGACAGAGCGGUUAAAAAACUACUGAAGAAGAUGGCAUACGACCGCGAGAGAGCCUCUCACAAACAGGAGAGCACCGCUGAGACUGAAGGAGGCUUCAUAAGGGUCCAGGCUCCUCAGUUCUCGAUGGUGUCCAUGGCUGUACAGCUGACGGAGGAUUUAAAGGCCUCAGAUGUUCUGACACGUUUCCUCAGUCAGGAGAGGACUCUGUCUGUGAAGCGAGAGGAUCUGUGUCUCUAUGAGAUGGGAGGAAACAUCAAGGAGAGAUGUCUGGAUGAAGAGACGUACAUCACUGCUCUCCUGGAGCUCAACCCCAGUGCAGAGUGGGUCAUAAAGUCUGUCCAGCACUGACCGAACCUUGCCAAUCACCCAUCCCACCACACGUCCAUCACAACCAGACCAGUGAAGGGAAGCUAGCAGUGUUCAGAGCCUAACACGAGCGCUCUGAGCGUAUUACACAGUCAGCCCGUCCUCUAACACUGCUCAAACCAAACCAACCGCACACCUCCAACACUACACAGAUCUGGUUUCAGAUGAUGCUUGGGUAGCAGUCGUAUGAACUUCCUUUAUAGUAGAAGCCAAAGCACUUUGACUCAUUUUAAUCGCUUGUGAGGAAUAGGUUGUUUGUUCAGAGACUAAUUUACCAGCUUUUCCUGAAAAUCUCCAGGUCAUGUUUCAUCCUAGAAGAAAUAAAGAAUAAACUGUAUUUUGUAGCUUUUGCACUGUAACAUUUUGAUUCAUAAUCCAACAUUUCCACUCUUCCUACUGUGACACAAAAAUUGACUAAUCUGGAAUUUUCUUUUCUUUUUUUUUUGUAAAUCAUUCUCAUCACAUCCUCAAUAAUGUUGAAGGAGUGAAUAUAUAUUCAGUAUACUGUGCUCUUAUCAUUGCAGUCUUUUUAUUAAGGUAAUGAGGACCUGGGGAUAUGCUCAAUUAUCAUGAAAAUAUAUAUUUUUUAAUAUGUUGU
Molecule: messenger RNA, 2683 nt
Organism: Carassius auratus (goldfish)
Lineage: Eukaryota; Metazoa; Chordata; Actinopteri; Cypriniformes; Cyprinidae
Product: rho GTPase-activating protein 18-like
Exons: 15
Coding region: 103-2067 (654 amino acids)
Biological process (GO): signal transduction; regulation of actin filament polymerization; regulation of small GTPase mediated signal transduction
Cellular component (GO): cytoplasm
Molecular function (GO): GTPase activator activity
Source: RefSeq, a predicted model, not a curated record